AAGUCUGAGCCAAAGUGGCAGUUAACCUCUCGCAUUUUGAAAGUCUCCGACUCAUUAGCAAAGGAAAUGCACGGGUGAUAAAAUUUUUCGAAUGCCUAUUAAUCGAAGCUAAAGCAUUUUUUCGGGUAGGAAAAAAGCGAGCAAUGUAGGCAGGUGUACGAGGUCAGGAAGUUGUUCAAUAACACACCCUCGACACGCCAGUCAUUCAGAUGAGCCAAUCAGAAGAGGGUGCGUCAUAGUCACAUUGAAAUACUGAGGACAAAAUUGCCAGUGUCAGUUAAACAUGUUGUUGAAGAAACGAACACUUUAGCGGAAGAAACGUCGUCGCUUAUAAUUUUCCUUAAAGCUGAACCUUUAGCCCCAGGGCAUACUUCGAACAACCACACGAUUGGCGAACUUUGCAUGCAAUGGAAAUUGCAAACUGUACCUUUUUCUGUCAUUUCAUUUUACUACUUGGCGUGAUACAGUUCAAGCCGUCACUCUCGUGCGGCUCCAGGAACGGUUAUGGAGGAAAAGGCCCGAGAAAACCUCUUAUGCUAACGCAGAGCAUUCCUGACACUAGUGAAUUCAGUCAACAAGCCAGUGGACCAGCUAAGGGGAAGAUAUCUAGAAAUUCGCCGGAGUUCGAAAAACUUGAGCCGUGUUAUAAUAACGGCAUAAUCUUUCGCGACGAAGAGGGAACUGGCGCAGAUCGCUUGAUGUCGAAGCGAUGCAAAGAGAAAUUGACAACGUUGGCGGGUUUAGUGAAAGGAGAGUGGCCCUCCGUAAAGCUCGUGGUGACCGAGGCUUGGGACGAACAAGACCAGCACUCGCCAAAUUCGCUGCAUUAUGAAGGGCGAGCUGUCGACCUACGUUUGUCCGACCGGGACAAAACGAAAAUCGGUCUUUUGGGACGACUUGCUGUCGAGGCUGGCUUUGACUGGGUUUUGUACGAAAGCAGAUCACAUAUUCACGCUUCUGUUCGCGAAGAUGGUUUUUCCGACAAACCGUGGGAUGGCUGUUUCAGCUCCGAUUCGACAGUCAAACUAGAAAACGGUGUUGAUCUACAGGUCAGAAAUCUCAAAGUCGGUGAUUUUGUGCAAGUUAUGACGCAGCAAGGGAAGACUGGCUUCAGCGAAGUGGUGAUGUUUGCAGAUUACAAGCCCAACAUACCACAAGCUUUGCACGUUUUGAUCGAGACUGAAAAGCCCGCGAAACAUAUCACUCUCACGCCUUCACAUCUAAUCUUCACAAGUAAUUCCUCAGGGACACAGCUUCACUCAAAACAUGCGGGCAGCGUGCUGCCGGGAGAUUUCCUUUUGGUUUCAGCAGACGACGGACUUGUUCCAUCGCAGGUAAAGAGGGUUUCUCUUGUUAAACGAACUGGCAUGGUUGCCCCGGUUACCAUGGAAGGAAAUGUAAUUGUGGAUGGUGUUGUGUCUUCUUGUUACGCCAUGAUAAGCGAUCAUGAAAUCGCUCACAUGGUCUUCGGUCCUUUGAGACUUGUACAUAGUUAUGCUCCGAGCUUGUGGAACACUGGUGGUUUUCAUGUUCAACAAGGGAUGCAUUGGUAUCCCGAGUUACUUAUGACAAUCAACAAAGCUUUUGGCCUCGUUAAGCUCUCGUGAAUUUAAUGUGUUGAUGAUAUAAUUAAUGGCACGACAAAUUAUAUUCUUUCUACUGAAAGAUGUUCUUCUUUGACGAGUUUUUUUUAAAUAGCUGCUCUACUGAAAACAUCAAGAAACUGCUCAAUACCUUUGUCAUUUCAUUUCCAUAUGUUUAAAAAGCCGUACGAAAAAAAAGAGCAUUAUUAUUUCAUGAAUUAUUGUGUUGAGAUGUAGAAUUAUCGACAAGGUAUUCUGCAGUUGUUAAAAGUCUAAAAGAAAUCUCCACUUUGAUAAAGUCGACUUGGCGGUGUGGAAGAUAAUUUAGAGUCGCUGUUUCAUUUUGUUGUCUUCACCUCGUGACUUUUGUUCAAGAAAUUUGCAUUAUAUUUUUGUGUCAUAAUCCAAGCACUGAAACAGCAGUUUUGCUAUCACAGAUUUAUUUCUUGCGACAUUUAAGCGAGGUUUCGUUCAUGAUAGCAGCAUUUCUCUGUUUCCAAAGAUUUUUUUAUGCCUAAAGAUAUUGAGUGUCAAUGAAAUAGCUUAGUGUGUUAAGGAAACUAGGGCACCUCGAACAUAAAUUAAGAUAAAUUAACAACUAUUUAUGCCUCUAUUGUACAGUAUUACGUAGUUUUGUAUGGUAUUGUAUAAACGGCUGGUCACCGAUGUACAGUCAAGAAACUUUUGGUUUAGAGUAUGAACUGAAAAACGAAAUAUUAUGAAACAAAUAUUUGUACAAAGUAAUGCCUAUAGUAGCAGGAAUUAUGAUUUGUUUUACAAUGAAACUAACUCUGAAAUAUGGAGUGAAGACUCCAUGUUCUUUAACUUAAUACACAUUUUGUAGAGUUGUGGCAAUGACAGUUGGAGACUGAGAAAGUCAACUAUAAAAUCUGAUAAAAAAAGUAGAAAAACAGCCGAAAACAAAGAAAGGUUAGAAAUAUGUGAACGGAAAAAGAUUUAACACUAUAGACGAGGUGCAGUGUUGUUGUGUCUAGAGAGUUCUGGUAAUUCUCGAAGUAUUUAGAUGUAUUAUUUUAAAGCCCUUUUCCAGGACAGUGGUGUAUUCAGUAAAAAACUGUCCCCUAUAAUACAGGGCCUACUUUACAAGAGAUUCGGUUGAGUCAAAGAUUUUCUAGUUUGCACAGAAGGCUCAAAUUUAAUAUAUUGUGCAACAGUCUUGUGUACAGAGGGAAGCCUUUCUCAUUUUGUAGGUCAAAUUCUUUUGAUGCUCGGUUCACGAAAGUUUGUUUUCUCGCUCGCAGAGAAUUGCCUUUAUAAGGUUUGCUUCGUGAUACAAGGUAUCUAGUGACUUUCAAACCAGGUAGUUAUUCCUGGAUUGUGAAAACAGGGUGUUACUCGAGAAAAAAAAAAAGUGCAAAAAUUACACUCAUGAUUUAGUAGCAAUAUUAAAGCAAGUUGCAACGUAAACAGUCA
Molecule: messenger RNA, 3017 nt
Organism: Orbicella faveolata
Lineage: Eukaryota; Metazoa; Cnidaria; Anthozoa; Scleractinia; Merulinidae
Product: indian hedgehog protein-like
Biological process (GO): protein autoprocessing; multicellular organism development; regulation of gene expression
Molecular function (GO): patched binding; calcium ion binding
Source: RefSeq, a predicted model, not a curated record